CUUGCUCGGCCGGCUCCACCUCCAGUCCUCCACGCGACACAGAUUGACAUACGGGGCGGUGGGUCCGAAAUCGGAACGGAUUGGUUACCAUCACAAGGAAAUCCUGGUCGGUCGUAACCGUGCGCGAUUGGUAUCGGAAACGAGCUCGGUUUUGGAUUCUGGAACAAGUAACGAGCACCACCAAGCCGUCGCUCGCCUCGCCACCUCCGGCUCUCCAUCUUCAGGCGGCGUUUUGGUUGCACUGGGCCAAGGCGAGACCGAAAACAGCCAGCCUCUUCCCACUCGCCAGAGCCGAUGGCAGAGGCAGCCCUCGCAAUACCUUCGAUGGUCGACGGCCUUAGAUCUGGGCAGAGGAAGGUUUUGUUCUGCGCGCUCAAGAGAAAUUUGAUCCAAGAAGCUACUGUGGCAGAGUUUGCUGGCUAUGUGACAGAGCACUCGGCAUUCGACCACGGUCUCCGUCAGCCGAGUCCAGCAAGCACAAUCAUCGGGAUGGCUCAAGAUUUUGUUGGCAGCAACAAUAUCAAUCUUUUGAAGCCCCGUGGCCAGUUUGGUACCAGACUUUCGGGAGGCAAAUAUCCGGGUAAGGCGCACCACAUCUGCACCAGUUUGGCACCUAUCACCCGUUUAAUUUUUCCCAAGGACGAUGAUGUUCUUCUCAACUAUCUGAAUGAAGAAGGGCAAUCGAUUGAACCCAGUUGGUAUCUUCCGGUCAUUCCCAUGGUUUUGGUCAAUGGAUGUAAAGGCUUUGGCAAUGGAUGGAGCAGCCAUGUCCCAAACUAUAAUCCAAAAGACAUCAUUGCUAACCUGAAAAGGCUGCUACAUGGAGAGGCAAUCGUACCAAUGGUCCCUUGGUACAAAGGGUUCAAGGGCUCUGUGAAGGAGAAAAGUUCAAAGGCAGCUGGUGUCAGAUAUACCAUCACUGGUAUUAUAGAGGAAGUUGAUGUUACCAAGCUAAAAAUUACUGAGCUUCCCGUCCGAUGCUGGACUUAUGAUUACGGACAAUUUCUUGUAUCCCUGUGUAAGGGCAAGGACAAGGAACCACCGUUUCUGGAGGACAUGAGCCCCAAUUACGAUCAUGCGGACGUGGAGUUUGAGGUUAUCUUGAGUAAGCAAAACAUGAGUAUUGCUAAGGAAAAAGGACUUGAGAAGACAUUCAAGCUGACAACCACAAUAGGAACAACAAACAUGCGCUUGUUUGACUCGGAUGGUAAAAUUCGAAAAUACGACUCCCCAGAGGACAUACUUAAAGAGUUCUUCAAACUGAGGCUUCAAUUUUAUGGCAGAAGAGAGGCAGUAAUGCUGCAAAAUAUUGGGGAAGAGUUGUUGAAGCUUAAGAACAAAGCGAAGUUUAUUCAUGCUGUUAUCUCCGGGGACAUCGAACUGGUUAAAAGGAAGAAGACAGAGCUAAUCCUGGAGCUUAAGCAGAAGGGAUAUGAACCAUUACCAAAGAGAAACAUUACCGCCGAGCCAGUUGCUGUAGGAGGAGCUACAGAAGUGGAAGCAGAAGGAUUUCAUGUGAUCGAUUAUGAGUAUCUUUUCACAAUGACAAUAGGUACAUUUACUCAUGAGAAGGUACAUGAGCUCAUAGCACAGCAGAAGAAAUUAGAGGACAAAGCUGAAAGUUUGGGCAAAGCAACUCCAAAAACUUUGUGGUUGAGAGACCUAGAUGCCCUUGAAAAGGAACUUGAUGCGAUUGAUGCAAAACUUGAGGAGAUGAGAUGUCGGCGGCAAAAAGACUAUCGAGGCGAGAAGGUGUCUGAAGUAGCAAUAUCAGCAGCCAAAUCUCACAAGGCAAGUGCACCAGUUGCGGUGAGAGAUGACGAGGAUGAAGUGCUCGAACUAAAAGAGUGUUUCUCCUCUCCAAAACAUAGUGCCAUGGAAGAUGAGACUACACAAGGAGAACAAAAAGGACAGAAGAGGAGGAACGAGCCAAGCAAAAUAGAAAACAAUUCUAGUGCUCCUCCAGGGAAGAAGGUGCGAAAAAGCAGCUCGGUUUUGUAGAGAGUUACAAGCACUUCAACAAUAACAGAAGAUGCCGACGCUCCUCCUACUGGCCGCUCCCACUUCAGCCAGUUGCACCGAGAAAGACAGCAAUCCACAUCGAUUCCAACCGCUGGCGUGGUUGGUAGCGAGCGACGGCACAAGAGAAAUUGUAAACAAACUGCUACAUUACAGAUAACUAGUAA
This is a messenger RNA of Triticum aestivum (bread wheat), 2186 nucleotides long. Its product is annotated as DNA topoisomerase 2-like. The record is from RefSeq and is a predicted model, not a curated record. Gene Ontology annotation, molecular function: ATP binding; DNA binding; DNA topoisomerase type II (double strand cut, ATP-hydrolyzing) activity. Gene Ontology annotation, cellular component: nucleus. Bases 295 to 2001 code for a protein of 568 amino acids. Gene Ontology annotation, biological process: sister chromatid segregation; resolution of meiotic recombination intermediates; DNA topological change. The transcript is spliced from 11 exons. NCBI's taxonomy places the organism in Eukaryota, Viridiplantae, Streptophyta, Magnoliopsida, Poales, Poaceae.